Messenger RNA from Pristis pectinata (smalltooth sawfish), 2520 nucleotides. RefSeq names its product glutamine synthetase, mitochondrial. The coding region runs from base 85 to 1293 and encodes 402 amino acids. The transcript has 8 exons. Gene Ontology annotation, cellular component: cytoplasm. Lineage: Eukaryota; Metazoa; Chordata; Chondrichthyes; Rhinopristiformes; Pristidae. Gene Ontology annotation, molecular function: glutamine synthetase activity. The record is from RefSeq and is a predicted model, not a curated record.
CUUGUACGGCAACCGAAUGAAAAGCUGCAACGGUGGAUUGAAGAGUGAGCGGUGCCUGCAAAUUUAAAGUAUUUUUGGUGGAGGAUGCGGAUCUCUCGAUGUGUCCUGUUUCUGGUAAAAAAAAUCGGUAAUAGCAAGCCGACGAUAUGGCGGAAUCAACAUACCUACAAGAUGGCCACUUCAGCCAGCGCCGGCCUCAACAAGGUGGUCAAGAAGAACUACAUGGAGCUGCCGCAGGACGGCAAGGUGCAGGCCAUGUACAUCUGGAUCGACGGCACAGGAGAGGCGGUACGCUGCAAAACCAGAACCCUGGCGCGGGAGCCCAAGAACAUUUCUGAUCUCCCAGAGUGGAACUUCGAUGGCUCCAGUACCUAUCAGUCGGAGGGAUCCAACAGUGACAUGUACCUGAUCCCAUCUGCCAUGUUCCGGGAUCCCUUCCGUCGGGACCCAAACAAGCUCGUUCUGUGCGAGGUUCUCAAGUACAACAGAAAGCCAGCAGAAAGUAAUCUUAGGAAUUCCUGCCAGAAAAUCAUGUCUAUGGUUUCAAACCAAAUCCCCUGGUUUGGGAUGGAACAGGAGUACACUUUGCUGGGUACAGACGGACACCCCUUUGGAUGGCCUUCCAAUGGUUUUCCUGGACCACAAGGACCCUACUACUGUGGAGUUGGUGCAGACAAAGCUUAUGGUCGCGAUAUUGUAGAGGCCCAUUACCGAGCCUGCCUCUAUGCUGGAAUUAACAUCUCUGGAACAAAUGCUGAGGUUAUGGCUUCACAGUGGGAGUACCAAGUUGGGCCCUGUGAAGGCAUUGCCAUGGGUGACCACUUGUGGAUGUCACGAUUCAUUCUGCACAGGGUGUGUGAGGAUUUUGGCAUCAUUGCCAGCUUUGACCCCAAGCCCAUACCUGGAAACUGGAAUGGUGCUGGCUGCCACACCAACUUCAGCACCAAGACCAUGCGGGAAGAUGGCGGGUUGAAAUUCAUUGAAGAAUGCAUUGAAAAACUGGGGAAGAGGCAUCAGUACCACAUCCGUGCCUAUGAUCCCAAGGGAGGGUUGGACAAUGCCAGGCGUCUGACAGGCUACCAUGAAACCUCCAAUAUCAAUGAGUUCUCGGCUGGAGUUGCCAACAGAGGAGCCAGCAUCCGCAUACCACGUUCUGUUGGCCAAGACAAGAAGGGUUACUUUGAAGAUCGCCGUCCAUCUGCCAAUUGUGACCCCUACGCGGUCACUGAAGCAUUGGUCCGUACAUGCCUAUUGAAUGAGACUGGUGACGAGCCUGUUGAGUACAAAAACUAAAGUAUAAUGGACCUGGCAUCUGUAGCAGUGAUUUCUUCAGAACUCUCCUAUACUGUCCAGGUGCUGAGGGGAAGGGGAGGGAGGUGUUGUUUUGAUUUAUAUUUCUGAACAUUAUUUCUUCUGUAUCUAUCUGGAAGGUGAGGGACAUGUGUGGGCAAGACAUCUAAACUGUUCUUUUAUCUUGAACAGUGAAAGAUAUAUCUUCAAGUUGACUGGUCAACUUCACAUGGACAAUAACCUGUAAUUUAAUGCAGUCAACUUUGAUAUUAAAGCAGGGCUUUUUUUAUUAAAAUACAACAUUAAUAUUUUUUGGUUGAGUGACACUUUCUCUACUAAAAGAAAGUCUCUUGGAUCUGUAGUGAUCCACAGUAAAAUACUAAUACUGUAGGCUGCACAGUUUUACUAAGUUUUAAUGGUAGUUUGCAUUUUCUUCAGAUAAAUUUUCUGCAGUGCUUGGAGAUGUUCUACAAAAUGGCUGGGCUAGUGGUGUUAAACAGUAGUUCAUGACAACCCUGUCAUGAUGACCAAUUCCAUAUUAAAUUAUGUUAAUACUUUGGAGGAACCAUCCUCAAAAUGGGAGCUAGGGUUUCAUGAAAUCAGUCAUACUAUAGUCCUGUACAGUAACAACCUGGUGCAGUCUGGCCAGCUAAUGUAACAGUAGUGCAGGAAGUUCUAGAGCAUCCUAAGUGAUGCCUUGCAUUUAAUGACUAAGCUUAUCCUAAGGAUGAUUCCUUAAAAUAUCAGAUGUGCUUGGCUAAUCUCUGGAUGGGGGAGGAGGGGGUUUGUGGAUCUUAGGGUAUUGUUUAACAAAUAUUUGUAAAGUUGAGCUGUGAUACUAAUUGUGCAUUCUAUUUUUCAAGAAGGAAGGGGUUAAUAGUAACCAAUGUGUGUCUGUCCCUUGUGAGUUAUUGUUUGCUUGACCUUUUUGAUUUAAAAAAAAUAAGGCAUUACGGGGAAAAGUUCAGUUGUAAAAAAUUAUUUCCAAGUUUUUCUGUAGUCCCUGCUGAGGUACAUGUACAGGGAAUAACUCCCAGUGCUACAUUUUUGUCAGUUUCUGAAGCAUGCUGUAAGCAUUGAUGUCUUUUUAACUGUAUUUUGAUGGUACAGAUUUGUUUCAGGGGUUCAACUUUGCUGUAGAUUUUUUUAAUUGAACUUUUUUAAAUUGCUAUCUGAGUCUUGUAUUUUGAAUUGUCAUUGCUAAAAUUUGAGUAAAGUGGAUUUUAAUCA